Molecule: messenger RNA, 1089 nt
Organism: Paramisgurnus dabryanus
Lineage: Eukaryota; Metazoa; Chordata; Actinopteri; Cypriniformes; Cobitidae
Product: T-cell surface glycoprotein CD3 epsilon chain-like
Biological process (GO): cell surface receptor signaling pathway; positive thymic T cell selection
Cellular component (GO): alpha-beta T cell receptor complex; external side of plasma membrane
Molecular function (GO): transmembrane signaling receptor activity
Source: RefSeq, a predicted model, not a curated record
GAAGCGCUCUUCCUGUAGCAGAAGUGAGCGGGUCUGGGAAACUUAAGUAUAUUUUUGUAUUUAAAUCUAAAGACUGAAUAUCUGUAAUUACAUUAAUAAGCUCGGGGAUUGAUCUGAAACGAUGAUGUUCAUGAAGUUUAUGUUACUGCUCUUAACAGCAGCUGUGCAUGAAGUUCAGAGUCAAGUUGUGUUUACAGACACAUCAGCCAUUUUGUAUUGUCCUGAAACAGGAGAAGUGGUGAAAUGGAAAGUCAAGGAUCAAUCAGAACUACAACAACAAACAGAACUCACGGUUGAAGCUAAAGAUGGAUCAGUCUCAGGAACCUUCACCUGCGAUGCUGAUGGAAAAAAACAUCAAUUCUAUAUUAAGUCAAAAGUGUGUAAGAACUGCUAUGAGCUGAACGCCGGGCUGGCGUCUGGUGUUAUUAUUGGGGAUUUACUGUUAACUGGAGGAGUCAUACUUUUAGUUUACUUGUGUACCCAGAGAAAGAGCGACAACACAAAGCAGAGAGAUGCUCCAAGACCCCCAAACCCUGACUAUGCGCCGCUGAACCCCAAGACCCAAACUCGAGAUUUGUACGCAGGAAUCCGUUAGAUGUUUCUCACCGAAUCAGACGUCUGUAUUCUGAAUAACUCACCUUUUUCUGCUUUUACUGUUAGUAUUUGACUCUGUAAUCUCUUUUGUAAAGUUUCUCUAAUAAACAUUUAUAGUGCUUUUAAAUAACAUCAUAAUGAAAUCAUUUUUGUGUGAAUCAGAGAUGUGUUUUAAAAUAAAUGUGUGUAUGCAUGGAAAGUUUUGCUCAUAAAGCAUGAAAAAGACACUUCAAUAACUUCAAAUGGAAAUACCUGAGAAAGUGGAAACAUUAUGGUUUACUGUAAAUACUACACACACGUCUGACUUAUCUUUCACAAAUCUACACUCAUGUCAUAGUUUUAUUUUCUAUUUUUUAAAUGUAAGAUUCAUGAAAUGUUUUCAUUUUGUUCUGUCACAUGAUGUGUGCAUGUUUUUCAUGAAUGAUGAAGUUUUGUGUUGACUGAUAAUCAGAUUAUAUAAAUCAUUUCAAUAAACUUCUAGCAUCUCGAAACAUG